CCAAGUUUGUAGUUUAGAUGUUUGUGUCCCGAGGCAGAAAUUAUGGCCUUCGUCAUCAGUUAGAUUUUCAAGUCUGAAACAUUUGUUACAUGAGUAAACUUGGAAAGCGGAGAGCAAGUGCAACAAGCCAGGAGACAGGAGGCACGAGCGGCAGUGAGGGAAUUAUGGAGCUACAAAGAAACUCAACACAGUGGAGGAAGGUAGUUGAAGAGAUAGUGAAGUUGGAGAAAAAGAUUUUCCCCAAGCAUGAAUCACUAGCUAGGUCGUUCGAUGAUGAACUCAAAAAGAGGAACUCAGGCUUACUUUAUUUAGAGGUUGAUGAACAAGUCGUAGGCUAUGUCAUGUACUCUUGGCCUUCUUCCUUGUUCGCUUCUAUCACCAAACUUGCAGUGAAGGAGAGUUGGAGGAGACGAGGCCAUGGAGAGGAAUUGCUGAAAGCCGCAAUUGAGAAAUGCAGAAGCAGAAAUGUGAGCCGCAUAAUGCUUCAUGUUGACACCUUAAGAACUCCUGCCUUGAAUCUCUACAAGAAAUUUGGCUUCCAAAUUGAUUCCUUGAUACAAGGUUACUACUCUCCUGAUCGACAUGCUUAUCGAAUGUACUUGGAUUUUGAUUCCAAUUAGCUGCGACAAACUGCAAAGAACUUGAAAGUUAGUUCAUUUGGCCAUGUUUUGGUUUUGUUACAUUGAAGUCCUUUAUAGAUGACUCCAAAGUUGAUGCUGUCUUCAAUUUUUGAAGAACGGAACCGUAAAAUAGCCUAUAUUAUUCUACUUGGCUGGAUAA
Mangifera indica (mango) is the source of this 780-nucleotide messenger RNA. RefSeq names its product putative [ribosomal protein S18]-alanine N-acetyltransferase. The coding region runs from base 90 to 620 and encodes 176 amino acids. Gene Ontology annotation, molecular function: acyltransferase activity, transferring groups other than amino-acyl groups. The transcript is spliced from 2 exons. The record is from RefSeq and is a predicted model, not a curated record. Lineage: Eukaryota; Viridiplantae; Streptophyta; Magnoliopsida; Sapindales; Anacardiaceae.